This is a messenger RNA of Mycena citricolor, 1233 nucleotides long. Lineage: Eukaryota; Fungi; Basidiomycota; Agaricomycetes; Agaricales; Mycenaceae. The record is from the annotation of a GenBank genome assembly.
AUGUCCUUUUCACCUACAAAAGUCGAUGCUGAAGCUAUGAAACAGCUGCAGCAGCUUCAAUUCACAUUGAAUCCGAUUGCCACGCCGACUUCGACUCCAUCAAACCCGGCUCCGCCGAUUCCUCCAACUCUUGUGUCCAAAGUCCCUGCCUCCAACGCCUCCAUGCGCAGGCCAAAGCCGCAGGCUACAGAGAAGAAGUUGACCACCACCAAGUCAACGGGAUCAAAGAAGCGCACAUACAAGUCAGAUGAAUCUGACAACGACAACUCGAAGUCUGCGGCUAAGCGCAAAUCCAGUGGACGGACGAACGGGUCGGGAAACUACGCAAACGACCAUGUUAUGGGGAUGCUCAAUGUGGUGGAGGAUGUAGAGCCCGCAGGAGGGAAUGGAUGGAAGGAGGUGGCGAGGCUAUAUAACAUCCGUGCAGAGGAGGAGGGUUGGCCGACACGAACCCAAGAGUCAUUGCAGAGGAAGUACAAGUCGUUCUUGACGAUGAAGAAGCCCACCGGAAGCGGCGAACGUCCCCCUCAUGUCACCCGCGCUCUCCAGAUCGAGGAGAACAUCAUCAAGAAGGCCGGCAUCGUCGAGAUCAGCGACACUGAUAACUCGUCAGAUACGGACGUGGAUGUGAAGCCGGUAAAGAAGCGCACCGCCGUUGCAACUCGUGCUCCAUCCCCUGCCCGCCGCCGAUCUCGCGUGAACCCCAAUGAGGUCAUGGGCAAUGUUGCCCGUGCGUUUGACCCGGAGGCAAUGGAGCGGCGCGAGUCUGCACAGACCCAACGCAUGCACGAGAGCGCACAGCUCUUUGCGGCAUCACAGCAGACUCGGGACCUCCAGAGGGAGGUCGCUGCUCUCCAUCGACGGAUUGAGCAGCUGCAGGAGCGUUUGCAUGAGGCUCAGCGUGAACGCGACAUGGCCAAACUCCGCCUCGAGUUCAUCCAGCCUCCUCGCAGCCAUGCCAAUUCCAGCCCGUACAUGCCGCCGCAGAUCACAGACAAUGACUACGAGUUCGACUGGGGUCGCUCUUCUCCCUCCGUUUCCCACCAUCGCAAUGCAAUCGCUGGCCCGUCGCAUCCUCAACGCUUUCCCUCCGAACUUCAGACUUCGACAGUUGUUGCCGAUGCUGCUGAGGUCACUGUCUCGCAGCCAGAUGGGAGCGCUUUGACAGUCACCAUCAGCCCGAGCAAGGGCAAGGGCAAGCAGAAGGCUACGGAGGACAAUGAGGAGCAGUAG